This is a messenger RNA of Salvia hispanica, 2154 nucleotides long. The record is from RefSeq and is a predicted model, not a curated record. NCBI's taxonomy places the organism in Eukaryota, Viridiplantae, Streptophyta, Magnoliopsida, Lamiales, Lamiaceae.
CUCAUUCAAAGCUAACAAAAUGGUAUUCGCCCUUUCAAUUUUUCCCUCCCAUUUUCCAACUACAAAAACCGCCAUUCCCAAAUUCCCAGCAAAUCCGAAAACCUUCAUUCUUGAAAAAUGCAAAACAACCAAAGACCUCAACCAAGUCCACGCCAGCCUCAUCAAAACCCGCCUCCUCCACCACCCGGCGGCGGCGGAGCCCCUCCUCGAGGCGGCGGCCCUCCUCCUCCCCGACUCCACCAUCGACUACGCUUUCUCGAUCUUCCGCAAACUCGAACACCCCGACGCCUCAGCUUACAAUAUCAUGAUAAGGGGCUUCACUAAAGAGCAAGCUCCUCAAAAAUCCAUUCUUUUAUUCAGGCAAAUGAUAGAACAGUUGGUGCGCCCGGAUCCGUUCACUUACUCCGGCAUUCUGAAGGCGAUUUCGAAGCUCGGGGCUUUGAAGGAAGGCGAGCAGAUCCAUGCCCACGUUUUGAAAUCAAUGGAGAAGUUUGACCGUUCGGAAUUUGUUGAGAAUUCAUUGGUUUACAUGUAUGCGAGCUGCGGUCAGCUUCAAUCAGCUCGGAAGGUGUUCGAUGAAAUGUCGGAGAGAAGCCCCGUCGCGUGGAGCUCGAUGUUUUCCGGUUAUGUUCGGUGUGGGACUUGGUUAGAAGUUGUGGGAUUGUUUAGAAAAAUGAGAGGAAUGGGUAUUUAUUUCAAUGAAACGACUUUGAUUAGUGUAUUGAAAGCUUGUGGUAGGCUUGGUGAUUUGGAGUUGGGAGAGUGGAUUCAUGAGCAUGCUGUUGCUAAUGGGCUCAUGAAAAAUGAUAACUUGAUCACUUCUCUUGUUGAUAUGUAUGCAAAGUGUGGUCGUUUGGAAACGGCGAGGCGCUUGUUCGAUAGCAUGUCUAGUAAAGAUGUCGUUGCUUGGAGCGCCAUGAUCUCCGGCUAUAGUCACUCGGACCAACAAAUGGAGGCUCUGGCCCUAUUCCACGAGAUGCAGAGAGCGAAUGUGAAACCGAAUGAGGUGACAAUGAUCAGUGUGCUUUCUUGUUGUGGGGUUCUUGGAGCUCUGGAAAUUGGAAAAUGGGUGCAUUCUUACACAAAGAGGAAGAAUUUAAAACUCACUGUCAAUCUCUCAACUGCUCUAGUUGAUUUCUACGCGAAAUGUGGUUGUGUGGAUAUAGCCCUCGAGGUGUUCCACUCAGCGCCUUCUAAAAGCGUGUGGACGUGGACAGCGUUGAUCCAAGGCCUUGCUAGUAACGGGAGGGGUGAGACGGCUCUCGAAUACUUCAACCUGAUGGUUGAGGAGAAUGUCGAGCCAAAUGAGGUGACAUUCAUCGGCGUGCUCAGUGCUUGCAACCACGCGGGCUUGGUUGACCAAGGGCACACCUACUUGGCUAGGAUGAACCGAGACUUUGGGAUCGAGCCAAGAGUCGAGCAUUAUGGUUGCAUGGUGGAUAUGCUCGGCCGGGCAGGGCUAAUCGAGGACGCGCACGACCUCAUCACGAAGAUGCCUUUCAAGCCGAACGCAGUGAUAUGGAGAACUCUGCUCGCGUCGUGCAGGCUGCACGGGAGGCCUGAGAUUGCAGAGGAGGCGCUGAAGCAGGUCGCAAGGCUGGAGCCCACGCACAGCGGGGACUACAUACUCCUUGCAGAUGCGUACGCGUCUGUAGGGAGGCUGGGGGACGCUGCGAAGGUGAGGGACGAGAUGAAGAAGAUGGGAGUCGAGAAGAAGAGCCCCGGGUGCAGCUACAUCGAGGUUGGUGGCAUGGUGCACGAGUUUCUGGCGGAGGACAAGGCGCACCCAGAGGUGUACGAGGCGGUGCACGAGGUGAUGGAGAGGAUCAAGAGGGGAGGGUACGAGCCGGAUUCUACUCAGGGGAGGGCGGAGGCGGAGGGAGAGGGUGAUAAGGAGGCCUCUGUUGCUCAUCAUAGUGAGAAGUUGGCUAUGGCGUAUGGGAUUAUAAGGACAGGUGAGGGAACUACUGUUAGGGUGUACAAGAAUCUUAGGAUGUGUAGUGACUGUCACAAUGCUGCCAAGGUUAUCUCUAGUGUUUAUAGGAGAGAGAUUGUUGUUAGAGAUAGAAGUCGUUUCCAUCACUUCAAAGAUGGAUCUUGUUCUUGUCAUGAUUUUUGGUGAUGUAUGAAAGUUUUGAUGCAAUUUGCUUUGUA